Molecule: messenger RNA, 753 nt
Organism: Zasmidium cellare ATCC 36951
Lineage: Eukaryota; Fungi; Ascomycota; Dothideomycetes; Mycosphaerellales; Mycosphaerellaceae
Exons: 1
Coding region: 1-753 (250 amino acids)
Source: RefSeq, a predicted model, not a curated record
AUGGAUGUAACGGAGGAGGCCGCCAGAGUGGCAAAACAACACGAAUACAUCUCCAAGGGCUUGGGAUUCGUCCUGCACCCCACGAUUGAACACGACCUUGGCAGCAGAAAAGAACACAUCAAGAUCGCAAACGUAUCUGGAGCCUAUGAUUUUCCCGGAGCAGAGGAUACAGAUGUCGCUGCGAAGUUGACGUACAGUCACCCGAUCCACUUCGAUUUCAAGGACAUCAUAUCUCCAGACAGCAGCAUCUUGAAGGAGCACCAAGGCCAAUUCGACAUCGUGGCUGUCCGGCUUCUGCACGCAUCUCUUAGCACCGGAGAAUGGGAGCAGACUAUAAAAGGCCUUAUGGCCCUGUUGCGCCCCGGAGGUUGGCUGCAGUGGACAGACUGGGACCCAUUGACACCUCGCAUUGCCGCCAUCAACCCAGCCGCGUCCGACAAGGCAUUGCGAGAUGUUUUGACACGCUACGUCGACCUCCUCAAAGCAAAGAAGAUUGGCACCACGUACCGGAUCCCGACGUCGAUGACCAACCUUGGCCUGGAGGAGGACGACUCUGAUAUGUACCCGCUCAAUCCGGAAGUGGAGUUCACCAGAAACAUUACGACUGGGGUGAUCAACUUCUUGCAGGACUUCGGAGGCUUGAGCGCAGCUGAGACUGAGGACAUCAGAGCGAAAGUCGGCGAGGAGAUCGAUGUUGGCAAGCCGCUGCUGUGGUAUGACCUGUGGUGCCAUAUCGGCCGAAAGCCAAUGUGA